Molecule: messenger RNA, 486 nt
Organism: Symbiodinium natans
Lineage: Eukaryota; Dinophyceae; Suessiales; Symbiodiniaceae
Source: the annotation of a GenBank genome assembly
AUGCUCGCGGGCCUUCUCGUCACUGUCUUUUGCGGCAGCAGUGUUCACUUGAGCAUGUCGAAGCCAGCCAUCGUGGAGGACCCUAAGCAGGUGCCAUCAAGUUCUAGAUCAAGCCUCGAGUUUACAUCUGAAGAGGUGGCGCGGCACAACAGUCAGACUGAUCUCUGGGGUGUCGUCGACGGCUACGUCCUUGACCUGACUGGCUUUGUAAACGACCACCCGGGUGGUCUAGACAAGAUCAUGCAGAUUCCUCGCGAGAGGAGCUUCUCCUUCGCUCGGGGGCCCAAUGCUCACUUUGGGGCCACCGCCUCGGCUUUUGCCGAAGCAUGCGUGGAGUUUGAAAGCAAAGGGCGGCCAGAAGGUUUCGAGUACACGUUCGAGAACUCCCGCAAGAACGGUGGUUUGGACAACGCUGGCAGCACGACGGGCCGAGCAUCUGGGCCUGUUGGCUCCAUCAAGUUCCUGGGCAAGAUCGUCACAUCCUGA